AGGUGAAUGGCAAAAAACAGCUGUUCAGUUUUGUUUUCCUUUCCUUUAAAUUUCUAGUUUCUUCAGAUUAAUUUGGCCUUGAGCACCUUCGUCGCCCCCACCGAAAUUUCGACCCCCUUCAGACAUGCGCCAAACGGAUCCGGCGCCCCCUGCCAAUACGCCUAUGAGUUUGCUGCUGAGGUGAAGAAGUGGCGGCUGGGUGAAGAAGCAAGCAGUGCUCGUCCAAAAUUGCAAAGUGUCUAUUAUUCGGCCUAUAAAAAUCGGUUAUGUAAAACCAAUAAAGGCCUGCAAACUGCCCACAUAUCAUACUCGUAAAAUUAAAACCUAAAAAUGUUAAUGGUCAUGUGUUCCAAUUUGAGGCGUCCCGGGCACGUGGGCGCCGCAUCCGCCAUGCGGAACCUAAGUUUUCUAAUCAACGGAGGAUAUAAACCGCCGAUCCAGGCACUGUCCCGGCAUUACGUCCAAGCUCCGGAGGCCCGGCCCGUGCCCGAUGAGCGGUUUCCGCCCAACCAGCAGGAGCGGAAGGAUAUCGGAACACAGACUGUGCGGAGCAGCAAGCACAAGGACCAGACUCCGCCUCCGUCACCGUCACCAGGCUCUGCUUCCCUUCCGCCUACAAUGUCCGACCGGAAGACUGAUCCCGCAUUGGAUAUAUCCACCGGAGUGGAAAUGCCCUACAACAUCGAUUGGAUAUUCCCCAGGCUAAGGCACCCUACAAAGUUUUGGUAUUUAGCCAGCCAGUUUGUCGUCUCCAUCGUUGGAAUCUUUAGCAAGAUUGUGCUGACGUUUCUAAACAAACCCCGCAUCUACAACAAGGAGCGUCUGGUUCACCUUGUCUCCAAGCGUCCUCAGGGAGUACCUCUGCUGACCGUGUCAAAUCACUACUCCUGCUUCGACGAUCCUGGCUUGUGGGGUUGCCUUCCACUGGGAGUCGUCUGCAACACCCUUAAGAUACGAUGGUCGAUGGCUGCUCACGACAUCUGCUUCACUAACAGGAAGCACGCACUCUUCUUUAUGUUUGGCAAGUGCAUACCUGUUGUGCGUGGAAACGGUGUCUACCAGGAGGCUAUAAAUCUGUGCAUCGAAAAGGCCGCCCUGGGCCACUGGAUCCACGUUUUUCCCGAGGGCAAGGUAAACAUGGAAAAAGAGGAGCUGCGGCUCAAGUGGGGUGUGGGCAGGAUAAUCUACGAGUCACCCAAGAUUCCCAUCAUUCUGCCCAUGUGGCACGAGGGCAUGGAUGACUUACUACCCAAUGUGGAGCCCUAUGUGAUACAGCGAGGUAAAAAGGUAACUGUGAAUGUGGGUCAGCCAUUGGACCUCAACGAUUUUAUUCUGGACCUCAAAAAGCGUCAGGUGCCAGAACCAAAGGCGCGAAAGCUCAUCACAGAUAAAAUUCAAGAAGCAUUUCGGGACUUGCGGGCGGAGACCGAGAAAUUGCAUAGAGAACGAAACUAAUAAAUUAGCAUGGAAGAGCCUAGCGGCUGACAUUUGUAAUAAUAUUUAUUUGUAUAGUAUUAAGCCCAAAAUGAACCCUCGAAAGCCCUUACAAUCCAUUUAUUAUAAUUAUAAUUCCGUGUAUUAUGGUUAAUUAUUCGCGAUGUAAUUGCUGGAAAGGCACUUUAAGUGCGACAGUGUGCAUUAUUAGUGUAAAUAUACAAUUGAAAUUCAUCUGAGUAGAGGGAAUUAUCUGGCUGAUAAAAUAAAAUGUUGAUCCUAGAAUUCUA
This is a messenger RNA of Drosophila eugracilis, 1724 nucleotides long. It is a transcript of the gene Taz, whose product is annotated as tafazzin homolog. The record is from RefSeq and is a predicted model, not a curated record. The transcript has 5 exons. The coding region runs from base 331 to 1455 and encodes 374 amino acids. Gene Ontology annotation, cellular component: mitochondrial membrane. NCBI's taxonomy places the organism in Eukaryota, Metazoa, Arthropoda, Insecta, Diptera, Drosophilidae. Gene Ontology annotation, molecular function: 1-acylglycerophosphocholine O-acyltransferase activity. Gene Ontology annotation, biological process: cardiolipin acyl-chain remodeling; inner mitochondrial membrane organization.